AUGUAUCGUCGAAGUCCAGCAGUCGUCGCUGUCCGUUUGCUUGGUUUGGCUUUUAUCGCUAUUUCUCGCAACCAAGAACGAAAUAAACAGCCUUUUCUCCGGUCGAUCCUUAUAUAUCAUCACUUCUUUUACGUGUCUCCCCACUAUUCGCUCUUCUUUCUUUUCUCGCUCUCCUUUCUUUUCUCGCUCUCCUUUCUUUUCUCGCUCUCCUUUCUUUUCUCGCUCUCCUUUCUUUUCUCGCUCUCCUUUUUCCCCCACUUUUCUCUGGUUUCUUUUUCCCCCCACCUCUCUCUGGUUUUUUUCCUUUUAACCUCUCUCUGGUUUCUUUUUCCCCCCACCUCUCUCUGGUUUCUUUUCCCCCACCUCUCUCUGGUUUCUUUUUUCCCCCCACCUCUCUCUGGUUUCUUUUUCCCCCCACCUCUCUCUGGUUUCUUUCACCCCCCCACCUCUCUCUGGUUUCUUUCACCCCCCCACCCUCUCUGGUUUCUUUCACCCCCCCAACCUCUCUCUGGUUUCUUUCACCCCCAACCUCUCUCUGGUUUCUUUCUUUCAACCUCUCAAAAACCUCCCCAACCUCUCUCUGGUUUCUUUUGUCCCCCCCAACCUCUCUCUGGUUUCUUUCCCCCCCCCAACCUCUCUCUGGUUCUUUUUUCCCCCCCCCCAACCUCUCUCUGGUUUCUUUUGUCCCCCCAACCUCUCUCUGGUUUCUUUUUCCCCCCCCAACCUCUCUCUCCACACACACACCCCCCCACCUCUCUCUGGUUUUUUUUGUCCCCCCAACCUCUCUCUUCUUUUGCCCCCCCCCCCACCUUUUUUUGUCCCCCCACCUCUCUCUGGUUAUUUUGUCCCCCCCCAACCUCUCUCUCUGUUUCUUUUGUCCCCCCCAACCUCUCUCUGGUUUUCCCCCCACCUUUGGUUUGUCCCCCACCUCUCUCUGGUUUCUUUGUCCCCCCCCUCUCUCUGGUUUCUUUUGUCCCCCCCCCCCUCUCUCUGGUUUCUUUUUGUCCCCCCCACCUCUCUCUGGUUUCUUAA
Molecule: messenger RNA, 1032 nt
Organism: Acanthosepion pharaonis
Lineage: Eukaryota; Metazoa; Mollusca; Cephalopoda; Sepiida; Sepiidae
Source: the annotation of a GenBank genome assembly